Amoebophrya sp. A25 is the source of this 6162-nucleotide messenger RNA. Lineage: Eukaryota; Dinophyceae; Syndiniales; Amoebophryaceae. The record is from the annotation of a GenBank genome assembly.
AUGAAUGGGUAUAGACACAAUUUCUAAACUUCCUAUUAGUGCUCGCACGGUUCGCUUACUCAGCGAGGUUUUCUGGUUGUCAUGUUGCUCUUUUUUUCGAGAUGAAGACACUUAAAUUACUGAGUUGUAUGAUGGAAAAUGUAGAACAAAUAUAGGCCCAUACUCAUGUAAGCUUUCACUUCGUCAGCCAUAAUUUGCACGGAUAUACGAUGAAAACCUUAAGUUUGAAUUUUUCGAUUACGCUGCAGGGAGUUGAGCACUCUACGAACCGCGCAGAAAAGGCAGGACCACGAGUAUUUACAUUUUGUUUUGGAGCUUUUCGAAUAUCGGGGUUAUGGUUUCCAAGUAUUGCCAUUAGCUUCUGGAGAUUUAAAGCAGCUACUUUCGCAGUACGCGACGCGGCGGGCGCAAUGCCAAUCGGUAUCAGCCUUAGGCGCUGGAGGUUCCACUUGCAAUAUUGUUCGUGCGGGAGGCAGUGGAAAAAUCGCGCCAUCUGUAAGCGGUGUCUGCGCACCGGUGACGGGGCUCCAGACCGGACUUUUUCCACCACACGUUGCUGCUCGGUACAUGGAGCAAAUUCUCCGCGCGUUGCAGUUUCUGCAUCAGUGCAAGAUAAUGCACACGGACUUGAAGCCUGACAAUAUUUUUUACGCCCCACCCCCACCGGGGCUGACACCAGCUCCGUCUGCGGCAGUUGUACCGCCUCCACACAGAGCGCCUCCGAGCCUAGGUAUCAACCCCGAGAGGCCCUCGGCCUCGUUUGCACAAGGCAUUCAGACGAGCACGGGCAGCAGUGGCGUGUCUACUACUACAGCAUCAAAAUUAACAUCAGCUUCAGCGCACAAUGGUCAUAGACAAGUGCCGCAGAUGAGCAGUGCUCGAUCCUUUUCGUCGGCAGCAACAGCUACAGCAAAUGGCUCUACUAGCCAUCCAAGCCGACAGAUCGCGAACGCGCUACCCUCAGCAGCUCCUCACGCCGCGGCUGCACUACAGAGAAGAUUCUUCGAAGAUCGUGUGGACGAUCUCCAGAUCGCUAGGCAGAACGUAGAAAAGGCCGCACAGAAAGCAAUGCAGACGAGAAUGGAUGCACAGGAGAAGUCGCGCUACACGUCUUCACUCAAAGACAGCCCUGACACAUCUUCACGUGGCGCUCCUCUACAACCAGAAAAAGCCACCGCUUCUAGUUCUCACAUGACCAACAAUGGGGUGCUUUCUUCGGCGUUGGUUGAGGAUAUGGAUAACAGCGAUCCAGAAUCGGCACGACACGCGGCACGACCCACACUGCCGGGAUCGGGCACAGGUGCUGUCACAACCAGUUUUUUUGGCAACUCUAAGGCUUCAGUCGACCAGAUUCCCGAGAGCUUGCUUUUGAGUUACAUAUUGAAGGUCUCGGAUUUUGGCGAGUGUGUUGUCGACGCCCCGCUAACGAAGAAGGACGCACGUCCACAGAAACGCUUGGGAGACUUUCAGGCACCCAUCUACCGUGCACCGGAAUCCUGGAUGAAGGAAUGGCCUCUGGGUCCUCAAAUGGAUUGGUGGGGUGCAGGAAUCAUUUUUCACGACAUGUUGUCCGGCAAACCUCUUUUUCCGCUUGCGUCCGACGCGCGCAUACUGUACGAGAACGCACUUCGCCGUCGGCAUGCUCUCCAAGAGCAACAGGAGCUUUCUGCGAUCGACUGUAAGAACGAUCAUCAGAUCUUCCAGAAGCAGAACCGAAACGGAAAGAGCCAUGAUGAUGAUCAGGUUGAGCAAGUGCUUAGCUCGGGCGUCAAAGAACAGAUUGAACGCGGUGAGCCUGAUCUUGAUGCCGACCUCUUCGCGGUGCCGCUGCACUCCUCUCGAAUUAGCGGAACGGGCAGAUUCCGUGAGCGGGGAAUUACGAUCGCAAAUAGACACAAGGCAGAAGCAAGGGAAGAAAUUCUAAUGGCAUUGUAUCGUGAGCAUUUGAUGAGCUUCAGUUCCCAGCAACCUUUACCGACAACGUUCAUAGCUCUACGCGAGUCAAUAAGACGCACGUAUAACGGUGAUGCAGUACUCCGCAAGCUAGAUGUGAAGAUGGAGACAGAGAGAAACGAUAAUCAUAAGCUCAAUAUGGCGAAAAUUUCAAUCAAGGAUAUGGUCGGAACGCUCGGCCCGUUCCCAUGCACUUUCAUCAAGCGCUGUAUAUAUGCUGCCAACGAGUCACCGGAACUAGAAGAGGUACAGAUUUUUUAUUUGAAAAAUGCGCUAAGAUGAACACACUCACAUCUAUUAUGAUGCAUAGCAGUAGCAUGAGGGGCUACAUGAAAUCCGGCUUCCCUAUUCCCCGUUCGAUCCCCUAUUCCCCGUUCGAUCCAAAAUCCACACCGCAAUCGCAUAAUCCACACCGCAAUCGCAUAGGCGUCGAGCAAUCCCCACAGACGCAAAUCUACGCCUGAAGCAUUGCGCCACUUCAAAGUAAUCCCAGAAGACACGCACAGUGGUGAAGAAGCGAAAGAGAAAGUUCAGUUGAAAAUCUACCGUCCGAUCUCGCAAAACUACUAUCUCCGCGAUGAUGAAGCAGCUUGCGACCAAGAUGAGCUUUUUCGCAAAAACAUGCUCCCCGGCGGACAAUCCGCCCUAAGAACGAUCUUGGAGAGUCGUGGAGUGAGGAUUUCUAUGCCGGACGACCAAUUUGUGAAAAGGCUACAAGGUCGGGCGGCCUCGGACUUGCGUAAACAGCUGUUCUCGCCAUGCGCCGAGAACCACGAAGAGGCUGCUGGAUCCACUCUAUUAGGAGGGCCGCCAGAUGAUGAGGGACGCACGCCGUCGGAUCAGUCUGGUGAUCACCAAACUGCUGCAGCUGGCGCCACAGCGGCAUCAAAUGCUAUGUCAAAUGCUACAACUACAGGAAUGGGCCAGAUAAAUAUAACCAACGAGGAGAGCAGGGACAACUCCAGUAAGAAUAGAGAUGAACAACGAUCGUCAUCAACGACAACUCCUGGCGCUCAGUUACCACAGGGGUUGAUUAACAAAAGAGGACGCGAAUCCGCAUCGUCAUCGUCUUCAUCCUCAUCUUCCGGUGGUUCUUCUUCUUCAUCCUCCGAUGGUAACUCUGAGUCGGAGAGUGAUGACGCCAAGAAAAAACGAGCUAAUACCGAUGCGAAUUCUCAGAAAACCACAACAUCAGCCCGAAGAGUAGAGAACAAACAAGGUGACGAAGCUGAAGUGGCCGCGAAUGAACACCUCGCGACAGGAGCUGCAUGCAAGCAACGCAAGCAGGUGCAGGACGCCGCACAUGAAGAUUCGCAAAACCAACCACUCGAGAAUAAAAAGUCGGGAAAUAAUGCUGAAGUCCCAAGUGGUGAAACGCUGAACUUGAUGAAGAAUCCUGCGACGCCUGCGUCCAGUACACCCGGUUUGACCGCAACGACCGACGCCCCCAAUUCGACAACCGGUGUAGCGACGACCACGAAUGGGUAUGCUGUUCUCAACGAUUGUGGCUCCGACAUCGAAGAAGCAGAACAUCAACCAGGCUGUGUAGGAAAUACCUCCAAAGUAGUUCUUGCAGAGCAACAUGAUCAUCAGCAGAAAAAUUUUGGAAAUCCACUACGUUUACAAGCUUCGAGACAAGAAGAGCAUGCCGUCGAAAGGAAGAACUCAUCUGAAGAUGUUUUGUCGAACAAGAAGCGUGAAGUAGAUGGUUCCGACAUCAAUAGCGUGACUCCGUCGCCAGCCGCGCUCGUGACGGAUCCGAACCGAUCGCCGCCACCUAGCGAGCUCCGAACAAUUCUGUCCGAAAAGGUCAGUCGGGAGGUCGAUUGCCUGAUGCGCCAACUCUUGACUAUUGACCCACAGCAGCGUUGCUCGCCAUCCGCUGCGUUGAAUCACCCCUUUUUCAAGACCAUGCGCAUCUUGCGCCCCGACGCCUUUCAUGAUUUAUGAUCAUUUGAUUUGCGAGUAGGAUCUAUGUGCAUGCUCAAGCAGGAUGUCGUAGACAUCAGACAUCAAUCAACUUCGUACUUUCCUUCUAGCCGCCAUGAUUUAUGACGACUUUUGGAGCUCCUGUUUUGUGUUAUGUGAGCACAGUUCUAUGUUUUCCUUCCUUUGAAGCAGCUGCUAUAGCUCUUGAAGUAACUAAUUUGAGAUCGUUCUCGAAGUUGAAAAAUUCACCUCAACAUUUGACAUAAGAUCAAAACAGCCAGAUCAUUCUCAUUUUUUUUGGGGAUUUUCAACACUCUGGAGUCUUCAGGAACAAUACGGCAAUAACAUGAUAUAGCUUGAGCAUUUGAGCUUAUCCUUGUUAUGCAGAAUCAUUUGCUCGAACUAUGGGAGAAUUCAAAUCAGAGGCAGUAGAUUUUCAUGAGUGGCCUCCUCCUCGAGUAAGAUGUGCUAAGAUAACGGGCAACAAGCAGCACUAGUAUCGAUAAGGACUCAGGUACAAUUCUUAUCGAAGUUAUAUCCAUUUUCGUGCAAAGUUUCUGAUUUAUUUUCUUGAGCAUGGUUGUGGAUCAAGAUCAACAUACUCUCAUAUACAUUUUCAUCCUGAGCAAGAAUCAUAUACUAGGACAGUUUAUAGCACGAAUGGCGCAUGGGACGAAUGGCAUGAAUGGCACACCCCAACAAACCCCAAAUGUGUCACGAAUGGCACGAAUGGCACAGGUUGACAGGGUUCCGCCAGCUGGCGCCCCUGGUCUCAUUCGCUUACCGAGUACGUCGGUCGUAUGCAAGUGAUUCCGCCCAUGAGAGAAGCCAUAACGGUUCUCAAAGCCGGCGGCGAGCGAGGAGAGGGAGACGCGAGGCCCGGGCAGGCUCCUCUACUGUUUUCAAAAUGGUAAGGGAGCGGGCCAGGGGAACAGCGGAAGCCGCGCCUGAGGAGUGCAGAACUUCGCGCAAGGUGCCGCAUGGGCCUCGUUUUUUCCCGGAAUUCCGUGGGGGUCAUACAAAUUCGGACGAAUUUGCGUAGCCCCACUGUUUUCCGGGAAAAAAAUGCUAUGUGACCACCGGAGCGGCAUCGGGGUCCAGCUUGAAUACAGGCGAAGCCGCGUGCCUUGCGAUAGCCGUGACGACGAAGAACGGAAGAGGUGCCGCCGAAGCAUGGCGCCCCUCCCGUAGCGGGGGGGCAGCCUUGGCACCUAGUGGAACUGUGUGAGGGAUGUGCGUUUGGCUGGGUGCAGGGCUUGGCGCCCGAAGGGCGCCCCGCGCUCGCGGGGUUCUUGGCGGUCGGCGUAGAGCAUCGAGCAGGAAGUGGCAACCCAGUUGGGGGAGCAACGCGUCGGAACGCAGGGCGCCCGAAGGGUCUAUUUGGUCCACGAAUGGGACGAGUGGCGAGGUCGAUCGCGGUCACGGAUUGCGCCCCCGCCAUUCGUGCCAUUCGAUCCAUGCCAUUCCAGACCUGGACCCCUUAUACACUGCUCUAAUAUACGCGAGCGAUUUCGAAAACAGCGCGCUGAGCGUUGUAUUGAAGAUCAACUUUUUUACUAGUACUACGAGGAUAUAUCAUAGGGCAACCCCCAGCAACGCCAUCAAGCUGAUAUUGCUAUUGGAGCCUGUCCUUCGGUUUUACAUUUACCAUGCGUGCUAGCUGCUUGUAAUAUUGAUAUUGAUGAUUGACCUCUCUUGAUCUCCACCAAAACCAAAAGACAAUGGGAAAAUCUAGCCGGAGAUGAAAGAUUUGACUAUCCCCCUUCUCGAGCAUCAAUGUUGGCACAAGGCCCACAGAAAGAAACCAAAAAAAAUUGUUUUUGGACGUCAGGGCAAGAAUGAAAACGAAAGGACAUUACUACCGUAUAGUCCCCGUCUGAAACUGGAUGAUAUUUAUUACAGAGCAGUUUAUAGCACGCGUGGUGCAUGGUCAUGGAGUAGCAUGGAGGGCAUGGGGCGCAGAUCCCUAAGGGACGCAAGAAGCGCCCUCUUUCGCUCCAUGUAGCUCCAUGCGAUCCAUGCAGUCCGUGCCAUCCGAUCUGGCAAACCUUGGAAAUUAUUCUGUUAUUAAUACAAGAAAAAAGCGGAGAGAGACAUGAUAUAAUUGCGCGGAUGAAGCAGGUUUCGCUCAGGCCUGGUUAAUGCAUUCUCAUUCUCUCGUCGUGGGGUAGUUGUCUUUUCUUGACAUUGAUCGUGAUCAUGUGACCCGAAAACGCGGCUAGUAGACGUUCAGUUGCAGUUUCUCGUUCCUGGAAGGAACUAAGUACAAACAUACACAAG